Mycetomoellerius zeteki is the source of this 1176-nucleotide messenger RNA. RefSeq lists its product as uncharacterized. The transcript is spliced from 8 exons. The record is from RefSeq and is a predicted model, not a curated record. Lineage: Eukaryota; Metazoa; Arthropoda; Insecta; Hymenoptera; Formicidae. Gene Ontology annotation, biological process: autophagosome-lysosome fusion. Bases 1 to 1176 code for a protein of 391 amino acids.
AUGUCUAAUUCGAAGAUGAAUUGGCCACUGAUGCUGACUUGUUUUUUGCUGCCACAGUCGUGCAUUCUCGGUGCUUCGCGUGGCUGCACGUUCCCGGAGGAAUGGUACGGUCGGUGGUUCCAGUCGGGGAUUACGGACUUGGUGACCGUCAACGGUUCUGAAAUCACCAGCAAGGGCUUCUGCAUCGAGAAAAACGGCGACAAGUUUCUCGUUCACGACACGAAGUACAGAUGUUACCGGUGUAUUGUGAUGCAUGCGCAACAUGCCAACGUUCUGCAAUACAAAGAAACUUAUUGCACGAGCGAUUCACCGGAACCAAGUCUGCUGACCCAAUGCGGCACGUUGACCAGCGACGCCACUCUGGUCUCUCUGUUUCGCUCCAAUGCAGCGCCGCUGCCCUGUCCCAUUAAGGGUCCCCUGGAGUUCACAUACAGCCAGGGCGAGGGCGAGUGCAAUUCGCCGCGGUCACGGGCGGAAGCGUGCACGCAGGACUCACGUCUGCUCCUGCGUUACCAAGCGUGCGCCAACGUUCACUCGUCCGAAAGUGUGGACGUAGAAUUGGAGUGUCUGGCUCAUUGGAGGGAGGGCAGCACAAAUUACAUGGUCGCGCGCUUGCACAGUGAUCGUAACGAUCGUAAAACAAGCGACGAAGAGAGCUACAGAUGUUUUAUUUACACAAAUCCAUCGAACAAUACGUGGAACCUCGCGCAGAGCUCGGAUGCCGCCUGCAACGGAUUGAUCAGCGUCACCGAGGCCGCCAGAACGUUCAAGAUGACACAGAAAAAGCCACCGCAGCGUUGCGCGUAUCCGUCCUGGGUGGUGGCCGGUAAAUCGUGGGUGGCUUUGGAUCGAAUGGCUUCCCGACUCCUGGCGUCGCCUUACAACCUCACGAUCCUCGACCGAAACGAGACCCGCCUUAUUUGCCAUUCGGUUGUUACCAUUGAUGAUCAUCGCUAUCACCAUUCGAUGCCAAUCGAUAGAGAGAAUCAGAAGCAAUUCGUCGCAAAGGCAACGCGGGAUUGCAAGAACGGAUACGUAUGCGUCAUGUUCCACAGAAGGGACGAACACGUAAUAGAGAUGCAACUGUCGGAAUGGGGCCAGCAGCCCGACGACAUAUGCAACUCGAGCACGUUCAACUCGCACACGAUGCCGUACACGACGUUCAUCAGUAAGUAA